UUAUGCAAAUUCUGUGCGAUAACUGUGAACACUGAAGAUGUACUCGAUACCCUGACAAUCCUUGUCGUCCUUUUAUACAACAACUACAUUCAGAAGUGGGAAUUGGAUCCACACAGGAUCCACUCAGAGGGCCUUCCUCCCCUGGACCGCGAGCGACGCUUCUGUAGCCACUUGGGUAAAAAUCCCUCACCCGAGGAGGCUCUGGAGGAGCAUCACCUCCUGGAGUCCAUCGCCUGGCCAGAGCCUCAGCCAUGGUCUACGUCUUCACCCCUGAACCAGACCAGUGACCCUGCACACAGCCUGUUUGCAAUCCUCCCUGCAGGGGGUAGGAGAGAGUGGCACGUGGGGGACCAGCUGGAGGCUCUGGUCAUUAUGAACGAUUUCCAGGGACUUCCCAAGAGCCAUGGCGGGGACUUCUUGCUGGCCCGGCUGCACUCCCCAGAGCUGGAGGCGGGUGUUGCAGGACAUGUGCUGGACCACGGGAAUGGGACUUACUCUGUCAUUUUUCCAUUACUGUGGGAGGGGUCUGUAUGGGUGGACGUGACAUUGGUCCAUCCUAGUGAGGCAGUUCCUGUUCUACUGCGCUUACGUGAGGAACACCCCGACAGGGUGCUUUACAAGAGCCUGUUUCGCUCUGGAUUACUGUCUGAGACCACCAUGUGUAACCUGUGCCUGCCAACCAACCAGCAGCCGCUGUGCAAUUACACAGACCCCCACACAGGUGAACCCUGGUACUGCUACAAGCCCAAGCAGCUGCUGAGCUGUGAUACACGGAUCAACCACGUCAGGGCAGGCUACCAGAAAGAUCUGAUAACCGAGAAAGAAGCACUGCUUUUCCAAAGUGGCGUAAACCUCAAAACACGUAUUCAUGCUAAGGCGUCUGACAGUGUCACUGUGCUACCUAAGAAAAAAGACAAACAAGAGGUGGAAAGCAACAGUGAAAAGGCAGCGCCUAUCAGGACCACAGCCUCUGGGUAUUACUUCCAAGGGUCAUGGCGGGGGCUGGGUGGUGUCGUGAUGCACCAGUUUAACGACCCCACUGCCAUUACUCAGUGUCUGAAGGGCAAGAUGGUGUACAUGUAUGGAGACUCCACCGUCAGACAGUACUACGAGUUCCUCACCAGAUUCUUGCCAGAGCUGAGGGAGUUCAACCUUCACAGUCCUGUGAGCACAGGGCCCUUCAUGGCAGUGGACAUCCCCCAUAACAUCCUGCUGAAGUACCAGAGCCAUGGUCCCCCCAUCUCCUGGACCCCUAUCAGCGUCAGUCAUCUGCGCUAUGUAGCUAACGAGCUGGAUGGCCUGGCCGGGGGCUCAGACACUAUUGUUGUCAUCAGCAUUUGGGCUCAUUUCAGCACCUUCCCUGUGCAGGUCUACAUUCGCCGACUACGCCACAUUCGAAGUGCGGUGGUGCGGCUUCUGGACCGGGCUCCGAAGACCGUGGUAGUGUUGCGCUCAGCCAACCUCCGGGCCCAAAGCCUACAGGAGAGCCUCAACUACAGUGACUGGUUCUCAGUGCAGCUGGAUGGGGUACUCACGGCCAUGUUCAGGGGCCUGAAUAUCUUGUUAGUGGAUGCCUGGGAGAUGACCCUUGCCCACCACCACCCUCACGAUAUCCACCCAUGCCCUCAAAUCAUCAAGAACAUGAUAAACACUAUCCUCUCUCACGUCUGCCCAGUGAAGAACUAGCAGAUAGAGUUAAAUUAUACUUUUUUUCUCCUAUUGUGUUAUUGACUGUAUGUUUGUUUAUACCAUGUUUAACUUUGUGUUGUUGCUUGUGUCGCACUGCUUUGCUUUAUCUUGGCCAAGUCGCAGUUGUAAAUGACAACUUGUUCUCAACUAGCCUACCUGGUUAAAUAAAGGUGAAAUAAAAAAUAACAAAUGUUUUUUUAACAACUGCCAAAACAAAAGUAGGUCUCAACACCAUUAAGUCGAAAUGACAAUGGCAUCCUACUAGCAAAUUUGUGACCAAAUUCAGGAAACUAGGUGUAUGUCGCAACUCACGACUUCACAGGAGAGCUGGUUGAAUGUAAACAUGUUUUUUUUUAUCAAAAUACGUUUAUUGUCAGAAAUGCCUUCUUGAACAUGUGAACUUUCAUGUGCCUUAAUAACAAACUUUUAUGCCAUCUGUAAAUACAAAUAAAGUUGUUAAAUUAC
Messenger RNA from Salmo salar (Atlantic salmon), 2154 nucleotides. The record is from RefSeq and is a predicted model, not a curated record. NCBI's taxonomy places the organism in Eukaryota, Metazoa, Chordata, Actinopteri, Salmoniformes, Salmonidae.